Molecule: messenger RNA, 1002 nt
Organism: Papaver somniferum (opium poppy)
Lineage: Eukaryota; Viridiplantae; Streptophyta; Magnoliopsida; Ranunculales; Papaveraceae
Product: thylakoid lumenal 15.0 kDa protein 2, chloroplastic-like
Exons: 6
Coding region: 38-697 (219 amino acids)
Source: RefSeq, a predicted model, not a curated record
UCUAUCUAGAUUCUAGUACACUGUACACUGAACAAAAAUGGCUUCUUUUCUACCUUCAUCCGUCACAUUUCAACCUAAGCAAAACCCAAAUUUCACAAAACCCAGAAUAAAUUCAUCAAUUUCCUCUUCAAUUUCGAAUUCUAGAGCUAAAUGGGUUUCGAAUUUGCAAUCAAAAUCAUUGAAUUUCGCUUUCUCUGGUGCUCUGGCUCUUGGAUUAUCUCUUUCUGGAGUUGGUGUUGCUGAGGCGGCAUUAAGUGGUGUUAAUAAGCCAGAAUUGCUGCCUAAAGAUUUCAGUACUGUUAUUGAUGUUGCUGGAUUUCUUUCUUCUGGUCAGGAAAGGCGUCUUGCUCAGGAGAUUGCUAAUAUUGAAAAGGAUACAGGAUUCAAGCUUAGAAUAUUGGCUCAGAAUUAUCCUGAGACACCUGGGUUAGCAAUUAAAGAUUAUUGGCAAGUAGAUGACAGAACAAUUGUAUUCGUAGCUGAUCCAACAUUUGGCAAUAUCUUGAACUUCAAUGUGGGGGCUAUAGUUGAUUUAGACAUACCUCGUAGCUUUUGGAGUCGAUUGGCAGGGAAAUACGGCAACAUGUUCUAUUGGAAGGAAAAGGGUGAAGAUGCAUCUGUUGAGGCUGCUGUCAUGGCAAUAUCACAAUGCUUAAGCGAACCUGUCGGCCCUACUAAUUGCUCGGAGGUGAAGUGAUAUCAGCACAGUAAGCAUUUUCCCUCAAACUUCAUCAUUUGCACAAAUUAUGCUCACAGAUAAGCCUUGUCACAACUUUCCAUCUUACUUUGCUUGGUGAGUUUGUAUGACCUUUUAAGUCCAUAUCUGGUGGAUUUCCUUUCAGUAAAUAGAAACUUUGCAUUCUUUAUAAACGCUAUACUGAGCAUCAUAUGUUAAUCAUUGUAUAGGUUUUCCCAAUUUGGAGUCAAACAAUGUGUUAAAUAACGAUUAUUUGAAAUGAUACAUUAUAUUGUGGAUCAAAUUCCAAUGAUUCACACCACUCA